AUGGGCUUUGGAGUUGAGUUCUCAGGCCGCUUCAUGAGCCGCAGUGAGCGCAGCCACUGCCCAUCGCAGACCGUGAAGAAGCUCCUGGAAGAACAGAGGCGCCGCCAGCAGCAGCCUGCGGCUGGGGGGGUACCGGGACAGUUCCCGGCGUCCCUGGCUCAGUCCCUGACCCCGUCUGUGAGUGAGGGUGAGGCUGGCCACACGCCUUACCCAGCACACCAGGAGACAGUGGGGUCUGGACCCGGCAGCCUGGCUCCCCCAACAGGCUUUCCAGACUGGGAUUCCAGCACGAAUGUCACGUACCCAGACAGCGCCUACCCUUACCCUGCUUCUGCCGCUGAAGGCUUCCUGACUCCCGACUUCUACCCGCCCUCGGACCCAGGGAGACAGUGUCCAUUUUCCCUGGGAAUGGAGGCAGGAUCUUGGAGGGGUUCUGGACUCCCCACUGGUCCCCCACAGUUGCCCCCUGUGGUCACGAGCACAUCCCUGGACACAGCUCGCGCUCACGUGCUGGCCCUGGGGCCCCAACAGCUGCUGGCCCAGGAUGAGGAAGGAGACACGUUCCUGCACCUGUUUGCGGCUCGGGGGCUGCGCUGGGCAGCAUAUGCUGCAGCUGAGGUGCUUCAGGCGUACAGACGUCUGGACAUUCGUGAGCAUAAGGGCAAGACCCCGCUCCUGGUGGCUGCAGCUGCCAACCAGCCCCUGAUCGUGGAGGACCUGCUGAACCUGGGAGCAGAGCCCAACGCCACUGACCACCAGGGACGCUCCGUUUUACACGUGGCUGCUACCUAUGGGCUCCCAGGCGUCCUCUCGGCUGUGUUCAAUUCAGGGGUUCGGGUUAACUUAGAAGCCAGAGACUUCGAGGGCCUCACCCCGCUGCACACAGCCACCCUGGCCCUCAAUGUCGCUAUGCACCCGCCCGACCUAGGUCCCCUGGCUCUGAGCACCCAGGCCCGAGACAGGUUGACUUGCGUCCAGAUGUUGCUGCACAUGGGUGCUGACCACACGAGCCAGGAGAUCAAGAGCAACAAGACAGUCCUGCACUUGGCCGUGCAGGCCGCCAACCCUGCCUUGGUUCAGCUGCUGCUGGAACUGCCCCGGGGAGACCUGCGGGCCUUUGUGAACAUGAAGGCCCAUGGGAACACAGCCCUCCACAUGGCGGCCGCCCUGCCCCCCGGGCCGACCCAGGACGCCAUCGUGAGGCGCCUGCUGGCAGCUGGAGCAGACCCCACACUGCGCAACUUGGAGAACGAGCAGCCUGUCCACCUGCUGCGGCCCGGGCCGGGCCCCGAGGGGCUCCGGCAGCUACUGAAGAGGAGCCGCGUGGCACCCCAGGUCUGUCCUCUUAGGACUCAAACCCAGAACCUGGACUGAUUUUUCCAGUCCCUAAUGUCCUGUGGUACAAACAGAGUAUGCGAAUGUUGCAAAUCCUUGGUGAUGUGUAUGGAACAUCCUGCCAUUGGGGUCUUACAUUAAAACCCCAAAAUGGCUACUGGGGGGUGAACCGUCCCCAAUAUUUGGGGUAGUGUGUUACCCCUCCCCCACUCACAAGGAUCCCCUUGAUGAUUUCUGUGAAAUCGAGUCCCCUUGAUUGUUUCUGUGAAACACCCUGGAACCUAACCCUUGCCCCAUCGGGGUCUGUUUGUAGUUCCUUUAACUCAUGUCUUCACACCUGGAACCCAAGACGUAAUUUACCUACAUGAUACCCUAGGCACCCCAAAACAACUCCCAAUACCAUUCUGGUAGAGCUUAGAUGACCCCCACCCUCCCCGGGACCCACACUUUUCGGGUCCUUCUCCCUGUAACAGAGGAGGGGCUCUCUCAGGCUUACUGCUUUCUGAUUCAGAACUCAGGCUGCGCCUUUCUGGGACCCCAGCAUUUCCAGUGAGUCCAUCCCCACCCGAAAUUCCUAUUAAACACCAUCUGAAUUAC
Molecule: messenger RNA, 1932 nt
Organism: Condylura cristata (star-nosed mole)
Lineage: Eukaryota; Metazoa; Chordata; Mammalia; Eulipotyphla; Talpidae
Gene: NFKBID
Product: nuclear factor of kappa light polypeptide gene enhancer in B-cells inhibitor, delta
Exons: 12
Coding region: 1-1374 (457 amino acids)
Biological process (GO): regulation of gene expression
Cellular component (GO): nucleus
Molecular function (GO): protein binding
Source: RefSeq, a predicted model, not a curated record